GUUUGUUUCUUUGCCCUCCCUUUCUCGAUCUUUAAUACCCCCUUCGCUCUUACCUGAGAGACCGAACCCCACUUACAGAGAUACUAGCAGCAUUACCCAACCCUAACCACCGACAUGGCAACUGCAAGCUCCUCUGGACUGUCUAGCCUGGGAAGGAAAAAGAAGGCCCCUGGCCUUAUGGAUCAAAUUGGGAACUUCUUUGGAGGGGACAAGAAGAGGAAGAGCAAGGGUUCUUUCCGUGGCCUGUCCUCUCCUGUCAGACCUGCCAAGGCAGCCCCUAAGGGUGGGGAGAACGCUGUUGUGCGCCUCUUCAGAACGAUCGUGUCCCCUGCCCCUCCUAAGUCUAGGUGGACGGCAAUGACUGCGAAACUAGGCCAGAAGUCAACAGGAUCCGCCAAGGCGAAGAAGGCCAGUGCAGGCGACAGCGGAACCCUGUCCAAGAUCUUCAAAAUGUGAUGAUAGCCACCAUUCAGGCACAAGCCGGACUGGGUCCCUACCCAAAAAAUGAGGUCCCUUUCAAGAGCACAAAGGCAGACGUCAAGGAAAGGGACACGAGUGGGGGAAAACAAAGAAGAUAAAAGAAUGGAUCUUUGUCGACUCACACACACCUCUUCCCUGCUUUUCUAACACUUUCAUUUUAUAACUCAAAUGCACCCGGCUGGUAGAUAUAGCGACACAAUCUGUGCCCCCACACCCCGCCCCUGCUCCUCCCUCCCGCCUCUCCUGUGCAACCAUCUUGGAUGUGAACUGUUGCCGAAGUCAUCCGGACCCCCCUCUCACAGCCUAAAGGACCCCUGUCGUAGCUCUACAGUACCUGUGUCUUCAUUUCUAUUUCUCUGUCUGUCUGUCUGUCUGUCUGUCUGUCUGUCUGUAUAGUGUCGUCUAACAAGGCUGGCUAUCUGGACCAGACCUGGCUGAAGUAGCUUAGGUCCAAUUGACCUGGCCCUGACCGCCUGUGGUUAUGAAAGUGUGACCAGGUCUGGUUCUGGUUCAGAAACGAACGAUUAUCUGUCUUGUCAUGCUCGUCUUUGUCGUCGUUCCCGCCCCAAACCCCACACACUCACCCAUUUCCUGUACAACCUGACAUGAAUUCAUAGCUAAGCAUCGUCUUACUCAGCUUGCAUGGGUUGUUGCGAUGGCCAGUUGGCCAUGUGUUUGUACGUCUUUACCGUCCCGUGUCAUCAGUGUAAGUGUCCCGUCUUACGUGUUGCUGUCCUUCCAUGUUUUUACAUUAGGGUCUAUGGCUGGCUGUGAUCUUCGGAGGUAAAAUGACAUCGAGCUACUGAAAGUUAACCCACUAAAAGUCUCGCCUGUAGUAUCCACUGAAUUGUAGAAAUCAAUGGAUGAUGUUAUCAUUUCUAAUAUUAUUCUCAUUCGAUUUUCAGUACAUGUAGAUUGAUGAGGACACUAAUGUGUAUGGGAUUGGGAGUUUCCCCAUCCAGAUAUAACGGAGAUUUGUCUAAAGUGCACUGUUUUGACCUUUGAAAAGCAGACACGGACUGCUCUGAAACCAAGCUCACGCCAGACCUGCCACAAACAUGGCAUUUCCAAUGGCAGGACAGAUUCAGACCCUUUCCCCCAUUAGGUGUGGUCUUCUCUGUCUUAAGUAUCUCUUGCUUCAUAUAUCUAUCGAAGCACUGCACAAAAUAUGAAUACAAAACAGCUAGCUAAGCAAUACCAUUUCUGACUGCCAAAAACUAUGUGCUGUGUUUACUCCAUGUGGAUCUUAAAACACCAACACUGUCAUAAAGGUGCUCCUUAUUUAACUGUGUAAAAAGCAUAAAUGUUAUUAAAAAAAAGAUGAAGAUGGAUACAGAGGGCGUGGAGUUUGUUGACCAAGGUACGAGCGAUGAGUUGCAUAAAACUGCUUAUUACUGCCACUGUACUGUCCAAUAUCAUCCCACCAGUCUUUCCUCCAUUUGUUUAAGUAAAUAAAAAACGUGUGUAAUCUGUAGCAUACUCUGCCUGUCCCCCCCCCCCAUCACCCAUCACCCAUGUCUUAAUGCGCGCACAUGUUUUUGUAUGGGUCCUGUGAAUGAAUGUAAAUGAAACUCUCGAGACCCUCAUUGUUGUAUCGGUAAUAAAAAGAUGUACGACCAGCCACUUAAUAACUUGGGAAAAAAUAAAGGAAUUAAAAAUCAUUAAAUCGUUA
Messenger RNA from Oncorhynchus nerka (sockeye salmon), 2152 nucleotides. RefSeq names its product myelin basic protein-like. The transcript has 7 exons. Lineage: Eukaryota; Metazoa; Chordata; Actinopteri; Salmoniformes; Salmonidae. The record is from RefSeq and is a predicted model, not a curated record. Gene Ontology annotation, molecular function: structural constituent of myelin sheath. The coding region runs from base 115 to 456 and encodes 113 amino acids.